AAACACAGUUUCCAGUUUCACUUUUAUUAUGACUAAAUGACAUGUAGCUAGUCUGUCAGUUUCAGUCCGUGAGGCUGGAAAACCCUCACAACACACACUGUCGCACAGGAGGAUCAACUUCAUCAUUCGAACAGGAAGGAUCACAUCAAAGCUUGAUGGACUCUUGACGUGAGGAAGACAAACAAAGGAACUUUACAGAUCUUGAAAUCAGACACGUUUGAAGCUCCAUCUGCAGACAUGGCUGAAGACACUCCCCUGCUAAACAAAAGACCAACAUCGAGUGAAUCCCAGAUCAACAACUCCAAACUCUACCUGGCCGUCUUCUCUGCCAUCCUGGGAAACUUCAACUUUGGUUACUCCCUGGUCUACUCAUCCCCGGUCCUGCCACAACUAAUGAGACCUGAUGCUGAACCCCGGCUCAGGAUGGACACGGAACAGGCCGCCUGGUUCGGCUCGAUCUACACACUGGGGGCAGCAGCCGGAGGGCUGGGGGCCAUGCUGCUCAACGACUUGAUUGGACGGAAGCUGAGCAUCAUGAUGUCAGCAGUGCCGUCGACCAUAGGAUACAUGAUGCUUGGAGGGGCUGUGGACCGGUGGAUGCUCCAUGUGGGCCGUUUCCUCACAGGCAUUGCCGGGGGGAUGACGGCAGCAUCAAUUCCUGUUUACAUCUCAGAGAUUUCCCACAAAUCAGUGAGAGGAGCUCUGGGUUCCUGCCCUCAGAUCACUGCUGUGUUUGGGGCCCUUGCACUUUAUGCCUUAGGUCUGGUGUUACCGUGGCGGUGGCUGGCAGUGGCAGGAGAGGUGCCAGCUCUGCUGAUGGUUGUGCUGCUGGCGUUUAUGCCUUGCUCCCCCAGGAGGCUCCUCUCUCUGGGCAGAGAGCAGCAGGCUGAGAGGGCCCUCCGCUGGCUGAGGGGAAAAAACUACGACAUCCACAUUGAACUCAGUGCCAUACAGCACAGCAUCAACACACAGGGUAAAGUCACAUGGUCACAGCUGGCCACACCCCUGUACUACCGGCCAAUCAUGAUCUCAGUCGUGAUGCGUUUCCUGCAACAGAUGACAGGCAUCACGCCCAUUCUGGUCUACCUGGAGACCAUCUUUUCCCAAAGUAAAGCGUUCCUGGAGCCUAGGUAUGAUGCCGCCAUCGUGGGUGCAGUGCGCCUCUUAUCUGUUGCCACGGCGGCCCUGUUAAUGGACAAAGCGGGACGCAAAGCCCUGCUGUACACGUCGAGCAUGCUGAUGUUCGUGUCCUCUCUGACUCUGACCAUGAUCUCACACACCACAUCUUGCCCUCCAGGCCCCACCCCUGAAAAUGUCACUGUGAGUUUGGACUACAACUCCCAUAAUGACCUUGGAAUCACUGCAGCAAGCAUCCUUCCUCUCAUCAGCACCAUGGUGUUUAUAUUUGGAUACGCCAUGGGAUGGGGCCCAAUCACAUGGUUGCUGAUGUCAGAGGUGUUGCCUCUGGCUGCCAGGGGUGUUGCUUCAGGUCUGUGUGUGACUGUCAGCUGGUUGACGGCCUUUAUGCUCACACACGCCUUCACACACCUGGUGGACAAGUACGGCCUGUACGUGCCCUACUUGUGUUUUACUGUGGUGUGUGUGCUCUGUCUGCUGUUCAACGCUGUGUGCAUCCCAGAGACUCGUGGCCGCUCGCUGGAGGAAAUCGAGAACUAUUUCAGGACAGGGCGUACGUUCACCAUCACCCGGAGUCAUUCCACUGCUCACAGUCAAGCCUAAAGAUCACUUUUAUCAAAGGACGAGAUAUCCCCAUGAUGAAUCCCUAAAACGGGGCUGCUGUGAAGUGAUCUUUGAGUUGUUGUAUGUGUGUUGAGUUGUUGAGUUGAAUGUUAAAGUUUAAAGGGUCUGAGGAUAGAAGGUUAGAGAGUGUAAAGCCCUCGGUUCAAACUAUACUAUAGUUAUACAAAUGUACCUUUCUGAUUAGCUUGCAGGUUAUAUAUCAUAUAUCAAACAUCACAAAGAUACUUUGAGUUAAUUUAACUACUGAUACUUAUCUAGCACUUUACAUAUGGAGAGUUGUCGGGGAAAGGCAAUCAACCCUUUCUUGACUACAUCUCAGCCACUGACAGUAUAAACAAUGGACAGCGUAUGUGUGACGUCACCCACAGGUUUCUAUGAAGCUCAGAGUGCGGUGGCUCUGGCUGCCGCCAUCUUGGCAGACUUGUCUCUUCUGCUUCCUGGCUAAUCUAAAAAUCAUGACAACACUGACAGAACUAACAGGGAUUAAAGGUCCACUGUGCAGGAUUUAGUGACAUCUAACUGUGUAGUUGCUGAUUGCAACCCCUCGCCUCACAGUCUCCUUACUAGUGUGACAGAAAGACUAUGGUUGCCGAGAAACAAAAAACAUGACAAGUCCUUUUUUAGUUUGUCCGUUCUGGGCUACUAUAGAAACAUGUCGGUUAAACAUGCCUGGCAUCUGUAGAUAUAAAUCAGUCAAGGUACUGGUUCUCAAACUAUGGCACCACUGUUGGUACACAACCUCCUUCUGGUGGUAGCUGCUGUGCUACUUUUUGAAAAUGUAAUUAAUUAAUUUAAAAACAUAUUGUAUAAAGAAAUACAAACAAUUACUGAAGAAAAAUAAACUUUGAGAUUACAGGAA
Molecule: messenger RNA, 2620 nt
Organism: Larimichthys crocea (large yellow croaker)
Lineage: Eukaryota; Metazoa; Chordata; Actinopteri; Sciaenidae
Gene: slc2a6
Product: solute carrier family 2 member 6
Exons: 9
Coding region: 238-1740 (500 amino acids)
Biological process (GO): transmembrane transport
Cellular component (GO): membrane
Molecular function (GO): transmembrane transporter activity
Source: RefSeq, a predicted model, not a curated record